CGAUUACAACGUUCAUAACAAAACGCCGAAGACUAGCACCGGGGACGGCCACAGCGCACAGCAUAGCAGCCGCUCGCAGGCGACGCAGCGUGCCACCAAGAACCUCUGGCAAUUCGAAGUUGAUUACAAUGACCACUUUGAGAGCCCGCUGCAAGCGGUGCAAGACAUUGCGCCAGUUUUGCGCCUAUUGUGCAAGAAACUUAAAAUUUCGAGACAAAAACUAGCAAUAUAUGAUCCGUUCUUCUGUCAAGGCGGCAUCCGACGGCAUUAUGAGCAUCUGGGCUUCAUGAACUUUAUCCACAGGAACAGGGACUUCUAUCAGGACGUAAAAUGCGGAGACGUGCCUCCGUACGACAUCUUAGUGACCAACCCGCCGUACUCGGCCGAUCACAAGGAGCGCAUCCUGGAGUUCUGCCUUCGAUCGGGCAAGCCCUGGGCACUGCUGCUGCCAAACUAUGUGGCCACCAAGGCCUACUUCGGCCAGCUGUUGGACUCCACAACCACCGCGGCCUCCCAGCGCCCCUUUUUCCUGACCCCACAAGCACGCUACAGCUACGAGCACCCGGAGGGCACGGGCCACCUGGAGUCGCCCUUCUUCAGCAUCUGGUACAUUGGGCUGGGGGAGCAGACGGAGGCGAUCUACUGCGCCUGUAAGGCUCGGCAGGCGUCACAAGCUGGUGGAGCCACCGCGGGCUCGAAGAGGAAAGGUGGCAGCGGCAGCAACGCCAAUGGCGGUGAUGCCGAUGAUGACAGCAUGUGGCGGGUCUCCCUCGCACGAACAGUCGACGCGCUGCGGCAGGCGGGGGCGGUGCCCACUGCCCGGCGGCUGAACCCGAAGCAGCGCGCGCGGCUCAAGCAGCAGAAGCUCAAGACCGCGCAGUGAGACCUGGUAUUCAUGCACACGGCAUUGCACUGAUGUCAACGUGCACUUUGUUUAAGUUGGUACUGCGGUGCGCCUCAGCGCCUUGCCAUGUGCCUCAUGGUGGCGUUUAAUCUCUUUGGCGUUUAGGUGCGCUGGGCGCAAAGAGGUAGAGGGUGCCGGUCGGCUCACAGCGUAUCUGGUUACACCUUGCACACUGCCUGUUGCGAUGGCUUCUUUGCCAUGGGUAAUGGAAUGGCGCUGGGCAUUACGGCGCUGGGGUUUAGGCUGCCACCCUGCUCUACUUCUGCUACACUGGAGAGUUGUGAUAUGCGAGCAAGGUUCAUAGUUACAGUGUUUGCUCAGAAUGUUAUGUGAGGUUAUUCUGCGCC
This is a messenger RNA of Volvox carteri f. nagariensis, 1251 nucleotides long. RefSeq lists its product as uncharacterized. The transcript has 6 exons. Gene Ontology annotation, biological process: methylation. The record is from RefSeq and is a predicted model, not a curated record. NCBI's taxonomy places the organism in Eukaryota, Viridiplantae, Chlorophyta, Chlorophyceae, Chlamydomonadales, Volvocaceae. Bases 287 to 883 code for a protein of 198 amino acids. Gene Ontology annotation, molecular function: nucleic acid binding; methyltransferase activity.